GACGUGCAGUGUUCUGUCCGCUUCGGUGGCCUUGGGAAAAGGUCGCCCUCGCGGUUGCCCACUACGCCCCUGCAUACGAAUGAGCCUGCGUGGACGGUAGACGAUCGGCCUGCCACAGUCAGUUACAACGUUGAGACACCAGCGCGUGCGAGACGCGUGGACAGUUGCGGCGGGCGUCGGCGCUGCUGCGCGAGAUGCUAGGGGUGAGACUUGAGCCUGAUAUCAUCAGGCACUGCGCUGGAAUCAGCGCGGGUAACACGGGCGAGCAGUGGCAGCGGAUUUUGGCGCUGCUCAGCGAGAUGUGGGAGGCGAAGUUGCGACGUCAGUAUCUCCACAAGUCUGGAGCUGCGGACGCCCCGCGGGUGCCUACGGCACGGUGACGGAUCCCGAUGCCCUUGGAGCGAACGUCGAGCACUACACCAACGGCGAGGGGCCCAGCAGUGCCGUGCCCACCGCCCAGAUCACCUGGCCCUCGGACUCCACCGCGGUGGACGAGGGCUGACAGUCUGGCGCAGCCGACGCCCGCGCCGCCGACGCCCGCGCCUCACGCCCGCGGACUGCUGGGAUCGCGUGCUGGACGGGGAGGUUGGAAUGGCACGGCGUGGGCGGGCGCUUGGCACGCCUGCGCGCGGCACGCGGAGAAAAGCGUGCAUGCGCCUGUCGUUCGGCUGAAAAUUCAGGGACGUCGGCAGGAUGGCCUGCGAGGCGUGCUGCGCACGCGCCGCGAUCCAGCUCGCCACGCAUGGCCGCACCGAGUCGCCGAAGUUUUGGGCGGAUCGGCCGGCGAAGUACACUUGCGCCACGACCCCGACUGAGCAGUGGUGCGCCCCCAAGGGCGCUUAUGGGCUUGGCCAACCCGAGCACUCAGGCCGCUGUUGUCGCAUCGCCUGCAACGGUCGACGAGCCGCGCGCCGAAGGUCACUCUUGCCGCAGGUCUCUCCUACGCAGCCGAUUUGGGUCGUUUGCCCCGUUCCUGGGGCCCCAUGCCCGUCUCAGCCAGACGCUAUGCAGAAAUGGCCUCGCCCUCGGCGCAUCUUCCCUCCGGCGGAGGCCGACGGAAGCAAAAUAUUGCGGCGGCCCCACCAGCGGAAGUCGGCGGAAGUAAAAGCGAAGCCGUGUCGGUUCAAGGAUUCAUCGGCCGCCCCCGCUCCGAGCUGGGUCGCAAUUUCCAAUUCCCAGCCCGACCGUGCGCAAUGGUUUUUGUUUACCCUCUGUCAGCGCCGCCACAGUAUCCAGCAGCGCUUCGACCACCCAGUACGAGAAUCAGAAUGAUGUUGCGAUCACCGAGGGCAAUCAUGUCUUCACCUACGGCCGUGGGCACCUUCGUCCUCGCAACCGUGGCCAACCGCGCCUUUGCCGAUAUGGACGACCACGCCUUCGGUUACGCAGCCAACGGAGCGAAGUUUUUGGUCGAGUAUACGAUUGAGCACCACUGCUGCGACGAUGUUAUUGUGCACUCCUAUUGGUCGGUCAAUGUCGGUGAGGUAAGCGCUGACCAGCGGUCCGACUGGUCUGAACUUCCACGUGCUGUGAGCGAAAGGAAUUCGAGCUACUGGGAGGAGCGAGGACACAGGGAGAGGUGCAGCGCCCUCGGCGGGUAGUACGCGCGGCGCGUCUUUGGAGAUGGUUAACAUGUUCCUCAGUUGCCGUCGUCGCUUCGCCAGGGGUAGAUAUUAAAAAGUGGCAUGCACGUUGACAUCCCGGUUCUCGCUGUCAGGCAUACCCCCAUUCACGACGAACCCGUGAUUCCUGCUUAUCGACUGAGGUCCGGUUGUUGAAUGGGUUCUGCGUUGCAACGAGCUGGUGCGUCUCGGGAGAGCCUGGGUUCGCGGCAUCUCUCGCUACGCUUAAGUCGGGC
Messenger RNA from Prorocentrum cordatum, 1858 nucleotides. The record is from the annotation of a GenBank genome assembly. NCBI's taxonomy places the organism in Eukaryota, Dinophyceae, Prorocentrales, Prorocentraceae.